Messenger RNA from Scleropages formosus (Asian bonytongue), 3271 nucleotides. RefSeq lists its product as uncharacterized. The record is from RefSeq and is a predicted model, not a curated record. Lineage: Eukaryota; Metazoa; Chordata; Actinopteri; Osteoglossiformes; Osteoglossidae. Bases 85 to 2757 code for a protein of 890 amino acids. The transcript is spliced from 5 exons.
UUUCUCUUUUUUUUUUUCUCUCUCUAAAGCUCCUCUAGAAUGGAAUGAUACUGAAGACCUCUGUGGAAUACUUUAGUAGAUAAAAUGAAGAAAGGAGCUUUGAAUUUUCUGAGUCGGAAGAACCAGUCUCUUUUCGACCCGAAACUUGAAAUUAAGGAGCUGGAAAAUGCAGACUUUGUGUGGGAUUCCUUAGCCAUUCCUGAAUCAGGAACCGCAAACGUGCGCUUCAGACCAACAGUCAAACAUAAUUCGUCUUCCUCUGAUGUACUUCAAGGAUUUGCAGUCCCAACGCCGAAAGCCCCCCUUCUACCUUCUAUCAAUGGACUGCAUACACCUGAGAGAGUUAAUGGAGACCAGAAUUCCAGAAGUGGCCCUUUGGCUAUUCGUCAUUCAGUUGAAGGAGAGAUCUUCAUCCCACCACCACCUUCCAUGGCACCACCACCACCUCCACAGUUCAUUCCUCCUCCACCAGAGUUUGGCAGCAGGCUGAACUCUUCUUAUGAAUCUCCACCUGCAUCCUCUUUACAGCCUCCACCCAUGUCCCCUCCAAAGCCUCCAUCACAGCUUCCUGCAGCAGAAACUGACCUGGCUUCUCUCAAGCCACCAUCAAUGGCACCUCCAAAGCCUCCUAUAAAACCAUUUAGCACCAAACCCUCAGAUGUUGUUGGAUUAUUUCCAUCCAAUGACGAGAUCAUUCCUGAAAAACCUACAUUUCUUCCCCCACAACCUCCCACACUGUCUGUGGAACAACCUCAGAUUGCUCAUCUCAAGAGUCAUAAAGUUCCACCUCCAAAGCCUGUGAGGCUCUCUUCCAUACCCAGCCAAAAUGAUCUGCCUUCAUUCAUAGCCCCAGCUCUAUCCACUAAUGAACCCACACCCUCCAGCUUCAACCCACAGAAUUCUGCUAAGCUCUACAAUGUACCCAAUACACCCAUCCUGAGUGGACAAAAAAACCAUGAAAUAAAAUCCAAAUCCAUUAUAAUUUUACAAGACCCCCCUACUGAUAAUCACACAAAAGGAAAAGUUCCUUCUGCUCUGACUGAUGUCUCCACAAAGUCCGCCAUACCCCCUGUGAAGCCUGCUCGAAGAAACAGCUCUGGAAUGCAACUAGAGAAGGAUGUAGAACAUUUGAAAUACAACCUUCAGUCCACCCUUCCUAGCCAAACCAGGCUCAGGGGAAUUAAUGUUUCUGAGUCAUUAAUGAAAAAUGAAGAUCCCCCAGAAGCCCUCUCUAAGCUCCAGGAUGUCCCUACAGUCCCUCAAAGCUUAGAAUCAAGUAUUAUGAAGUAUUCAGCAGGGUCACCAGCCAGAACUCACAAGUCCUACAGCGCUUACAGCCACAUACCUUAUGGCCACAGAUCCACUGGCAGUUCCCCAUCCCCAAUGGCUCUCCUGCAGGCUGCCAAAGAGAGAGAGAAACAGAAACGCACAAUGUCUGAGGAAAACUACACUAAAACAAACAGCUCCAGUGAACUCCCCACCAUGAGAAUCUACUCAGCUGAAUCCAGACCAAACAGUAUCAUGGUAGUUCCUAGGAGCACUUUGUCCUCUUCUCAAACAGGACAAGAGCAAAUGGACCAAGGCCAGCUAAGUAUCCCCCAAGACGUACAUUCAAUGCAGAUGCUCUCUAUUAGGCCUUACCAGAUCCCUCAGAGCUCUGAAUCAAUACAGGAGAAAGUUGCUUUCUCUGACUUGAAGCCAAGUAAUCUCCACUCCUCUGUAUUUUCAGUCUCUAGCAAAGAGACUAAGCAUCAGCCUGAUGUGCACACCACUCCCACUGUGCCUUGGUCUAACUCAUUCAUGGAUGAAGAGAAUGGUGAGGAUAUGGGUGUGCCCCUCAUCCCUCCUCCUCCAGAAUUUGCUAACUCUGACAUAGAGGAUGACCGUAGUUUGGUCCAUGUGGAACAACCCCCCAACCUGCCUCCUCCUGAUCCCCCAUCACAGAAAAGCCAGUCUCCUGCAUCAUUCACAAUCGCAAAGUUCCAAAGCAACAUUCCUGCACGUCCUUCUGAUAUCCCAUUACAGAAAAGCAGCCACCCCUCUUCAUCUUCUGUAGUACCCACUCUCCAGAGAACUAGUCCUCUCCCUACCCCUGAUCCCCCAUCAGAGAUUACACAGCCCUCUGCAUCAUCCACAGUUCCUGCCCUCCAGAUCAACAGUCCUGCACCUUCUGACCAUUCAUCACAGAAAAUAACCCAGCACCCUGUACCUGCAGCCCUCAAUUUCCAGAGCAGCCAUCCUGCACCUCCUCCUGACUGUCCACCACAGCCACCUAUAUUACCACCGGUGCCAAUCAUCCACAACAAGGGUCCCCCACCUCCCCCAAAACCCAAACCUUAUGUUACUCCUUUGAAACCCAAUAUGAAAACCAAUCCCUUACCUCAUGCCCUCCCUAAGGGAAUCAAUCCCAUGUCUCCAAGUCAGGCUACUCUGUUGAGUAUUUUGCAGAAGAAGAUGCUGGAAAUGGACCAGAAGCAUCUGCUGCCACAAGUGGACUCAACAAGUGAUGACUGGGGUACACCAUUCUCAGAUGAAGAGAGUGGUGAUGUCUUUCCAAAGAAGAAGCAACUGUCUCAGAGCCAGAGCCUAGAUCUGGGCAAGCUGGAGAGCAAAGAGGCCAAAAGGGUUCAAGCCUCAUCUGUAAAACCUAUUGCCAGCAAGGGACCUCAGUCAAAGCCACCAUGUGGCAUGACUUUUACCGUCCGACCUGGAAGUAAACAACCCAUCACCCUCAUCAGUAAAGAGGAUUCGUCCUGAAGAACCAUAGGAUAUUCUACACUCUUGCAAGUGUAUUUACAGCAACCUUGUUCAGUGCUGUGUCAUGGGUGAGAACAGCACUCCAUAACAAACAAAUAAAUAUGUAACCAACUUGCAAUAGCUGCCAAAACACAACAAUAUUUUUGUGACAAAAACUGGACUCAAAUGAGGAAAUGUAGACAUUCUGUAAGUCUUAAUAGCUGUAUUACUAUGCAACUUGUACAAAAAAAUAUUUAUUGCAACUAAAUCCACAUAUCCCAUAAAUCUGUCAAUUAACAUAGUAUCAUUUCACUACCUUAAAUGGGUGAAUAUAUCUAUAAAUGUAGAACAAAGAACAGCAGUUCAUGUACAGUUUGAGUAAUGUUUAUCUGAAAUGUUAAAGGAAAUGUUUUUGUGAAGAGUGCAAUAGCAGUAAAUCUGUAAAACAUGGGAUGUUCAGGGGAUUUCUAUAUCUUAAGAACUUCAAUCAUGUAAUUAAAAUUACUUCCAGUCAACUUGAGGGAAGGUCUUAUUA